AUGUCCGCCCACCCACCCGCGUCCCCCACGAUGCAGAUGCACUACCCCCCGCCCGUCCCCGCGUCCCCCUCGUCCCCCACCUCGCCCACCUCGCCCGCUGGGCCGCGCACAGCGACGCCGCUGCCGCCGCCGACGACGACGACGACGCCACCCCGCCGCCUCUCGCUGUCCCUCCCGCUGCCGCUCCAAUUCCAACUCCCAGACCUCGCCCACGUCCUGCUCAAGCUCCGUCCCCUCACACACCCUCUUCCCUCCACCACCACCACCACCCUCCCCCGCUCGCACUCACUCUCCUCCAACCUCAACCCCGCCAGCCCCGCCAACGCCAGCGCUGGAGCCGCCGCGGCGUCCUCCGGCCCGACGCCCCUCACCCACCGCGCGCUCCUCGCCCCAGGCGCCGUCGCCGCGCGCGCCCCCGCGGCCCUCGUGCGCGCAGACACGUUCGUCGUGCACGGCGCCGUCGACGUGCGCACGCUCUUGCGCGCCGCGCGCGCGGCGCUCCUCGAGCGGGCGGCGCGCGCGGGGGCAGAUGUGUUGGUCGAGGAGAGUUGGACGUGUGCUGUUCGUGGGCCGUCGAGGGGCGGCGUCUAUCGCGUCCAGGUGCCCCCUGUCCGUCCCCGCACCACAUAUGCCCUCUCCCUCCCCCCCUCUCCACCUCGCUCCACCUCGCUCCACCUCGCACACUCUGCAUGCAUACCCGCGUGUCCGCGCUCACCGCGAUCGCGUCUCCCCACGCGCACGACGCCCCUCCCCUCAACUCGCACUAACUCCGCCCAUCACGCACGCCCCCAAUCACGCCCAACCGCACCCGACCCAAAGAUCGAAUACAAAGCCACCCCCGCCCGCGCCGCCCAUCCCACCACCACCGCCGCCGCGGCUGUGCCCGAAUCCCCCACGAGCCCGCGCCCCGCGUCGCCCGACUCGCCCACCACGCCCGCUGCUACUGCAACGCCUCCCGCCCCCGCGCGCGACCCCGGCCGCCCCGUCGCGCUCGAUAGGGCGCGCGCGCUCAGCGCCAUCCGCCGCGCCGCGUCGCGUCUUCGUCCGCCCGUCCGCGCGCCCGGGCUCAUCCGCGCCGUAGAAUGUACUCUCGCGCACGAUCCGCCGCGGCGGCGCAUCCACACGACCGCGCGGCCUCGUCUUUCUCCCUCCGUCUCCGUCGCACGUUUCCCUCUCUCUCACACACGGCCUGUAUCCGUGCCUCUCUUUCUUGUGCUCCCGCCUGUACUUCGUAUCUGCCCCCCCCUCCCCACGGCGCACGGCGCCCCAGCCGACCGUCCGCCGUCCGCCGCACCUGCCUGCGUUGUACCUUGUAAUUGUACCCAUACGAUACGCUCCACACUCCGUACCAUACCGCACCUCACCGUCCUGUACCUUACUACCAUAUACCAUACCGCACUGCACCUGCACCCGCACCUGCACCCGCACCUGCACCUGCACCUGCACCUGCACCUGCACCUGCACCUGCACCUGCACCUGCACCUGUACACUACACCGAGCGCCCCGGCCCGCUUCUCUCGAACCCGCGACCGCGACCCACAAUACACACGUUUAUCUAACUUGGCGCCGUCCCGUCCCUUUUUGGGGAGGUCGCAGCUCUCCCGCGCGGGGCGCGAGCGCUGA
This is a messenger RNA of Heterobasidion irregulare TC 32-1, 1623 nucleotides long. RefSeq lists its product as uncharacterized. Lineage: Eukaryota; Fungi; Basidiomycota; Agaricomycetes; Russulales; Bondarzewiaceae. The record is from RefSeq and is a predicted model, not a curated record. The transcript is spliced from 6 exons. The coding region runs from base 1 to 1623 and encodes 540 amino acids.